CAACAGCAUAACAGAACCCUCAGCAGCAUUCUGGACCACAGCAGUUUGAGAUCAUGGGGAGAUUUUGGAUUCUAGUUUUUCUCCUGAACUUGUGUUUGAUUAUUAAGCUCUCAGGGGAAAGUAAUGACUACUGUUUGUGGUCUGGAAAUAUUAUGAAACGACAAACAGCGAGAUGGAAAAUGGACAAAAAUCGCUCGAAUUGUUAUAUGGAAUUAUGCACAUGUAACAAGACAGAUGUACUGUGGUAUACCUGCACUCAAUUAACAGAUGAGUGUGGAUGCUGCCACGAACAGACUCGGAUCACAUGUAAAAGAGAAUGUCCCGAGAAGGUGAAAGAGCUUUGUGGAUAUUUGAAUUUCCCAAGUUUUCAACAGUUAAACAUUGCCUGUCCACAUGUGAAUAAAGAAAAAUGCGAGUGGUUUGAUGGGACAACAUGCAACUGGAUGAUAAAGCAUACAACCUGGAUCAAGACAGGCCCAUAUUGUGGAACUCAAUACCUGCCCUGCGGAUGUAAAGAGAUGGAGAAUACAACUACUGCUGCACUCACUAUUGCAUAUGAGUGCAGCAGUAUAAACGGUACUAGUCAGAUGUAGUUGUUAUUCAGUAAAAACAUUUGUAAUUUUUAAAACCAUAGUGUUAAUGGCCCAAGUUCCCUUUAAAACAGCAACAUAGGGUGUUGUAAAUCAGGACGAAAAAUAAACAAUAGAGAAAUGUUAUUCCAGAGGUAGAUGGUUUUUAAAACUUCUUUAACAUUUCAUUUCCAGGGACCCCAUGUCCAGAAUCUUCUACUAAAGCCCCACAAACAUCUUCCACCACCCCUUUCACCUUCACCACCCCUACCACCCCUAACACCCCUACCACCCUCACCACCCCUACCACUACCAUCUCUGCUACCACCUCUUCUGGGAUCCCAUCCUCAUCCUCUGCCACAGAGGAGUAUGGUGCCACCCUCACUGUGGAGCACAAGAUAAAAGAUUACACCGGAAUGAAACUCUAUGUUUCUGCAACCACGAUAUCAUUGAGCAGCUUAGAGCAGGAAGCUGACCUGCAGGUGGACCUGCCUACUGACCUCUUCUCAAGGCUGAACCCAAUACUGGCCCACAACAAUGUGACCUUCACCUUCACUGUGAACAACACUCCACCUGCCAGUCAGACUACAGAGGGACGUCUCUACAAUAUCACCUUUGGUGUUGAGGUUGUGAACAUUACCAUGUCUAACCUGUCCACACCAUUCAACAUCAGCUUCAAAUACACCUAUGACCAAAAGGGGAAUGCAACAUGUGUUUACCUGAACCAGACAGGGAGCUGGGUUCCUGAUGGCUGCCAGACCCUGACCCUCCCAGAACACGUUGUCUGUAGCUGUAACCACUUCUCCCUUUUCACCCUCAUGAUCCCUGGUCUUGUCCCGAGUAAAGAGCACGCUCAGAUCCUCAGAACGCUCAGCAUAGUGGGAGGAGCCAUCUCUGCCUUCUUCUGUGCCCUUACAUUACUGACACACUGUCUGCAGCAUGUGAGCAAGGCGACUGACAAAGUCAUGGUGAUCCACCUCCAGCUGGUGGGCUCUCUGUUGCUGCUCAACCUGCUGCUGCUGGCCAGCAUGUCCCUUGCCUGGGAGGACUCACUGCUGUGCAAAGUGCUGGGUGGCCUGCUGCACUACGCCCUGCUCACCUGCUUCUCCUGGAUGGGCCUGGAGGCCCUGCACCUGUACCGCCUCCUGGUGCAGGUCUACAACACCUACACCAAGCACUACCUGCUGAAGAUCAGCCUGCUGGGCUGGGGGCUGUCAGGAGUGGUGGUGACGGUUGUAGGAGGGAUCUGGACCCCAUAUGGCCUGAAAGACGGCAUGUGCUGGAUGACAGCUGAUGUUGUGCAGUACUGCUCAGUCCUGGCCUAUCUCAUUGUGGUCUUACUUUUCAACGGAGGAAUGUUCAUCUUCAUCUUGAGCACCAUGUGUAGGAUGCGAUCUGGGAUAUCCCCCUUGCAGAAGACGAGGAACAACAGGGCCGUCUGCAGCGUCCUGGGCCUCACCUGCAUCCUGGGCCUCACCUGGGGCCUGGGCUUCUUCUCCAUUGGCUACACCAACUAUGUCAUCCUCUAUACCUUCACCAUCCUCAACUCACUGCAAGGCUUCUUUCUGUUUCUGUGGAUUUGCAUCAAAAGACGGAGAGAGGGAAAGGAGCACAGAAAGUCUGUUGUAACAAGCCAGAGAACGCUCACAACAUCAGAGCCUCAAGUAAAUAACUGAGGCCUCCUACAGGUUGUGUUGAAAACUACAAUUCAGAGCACAAUUAAAGGUACAAUAGGAAAGAUUUAUUUCAGAAAAAAAGUGUUGUCACCUAAAUAUGUUUAAGCCAGUUAGGUGCUCUGAGAGUUCUUUAGCAACAGACAGCUCAGUGCCUCUUGUGGAAUUUCUAAUUUUGGCAAUGGCUGGAACAAGAUAGCUUGAACAUAAUUGGCUGGAAAAUAUGGGGCGCUCCAAAUAUUUUUUUACGUUACUUAUUGUACCUUAAAAGAAACUAGUUUUGUUUUUGAACUGAUUUAUCAGUUAAAUGAGCAAUCAACGGAUUGUGUAAAGCAAUCAAAUACUUUCUCUCCUACAGAGUCCUUCUUUUAAUCAGCAUUUGGUAGUUUUAUGUCAGUAUGAUCUUCUUGAUUGUCGCACUGUCCUAUCAUUUGAAUUCUAUGUAAUGUAAUUGUAGUUGGGAUUGUUGUUGCACUGUGCCUGAUAAAAAUAGACCGUUCCAUGGCCCUUACCACUGAAAUACUGUUCACUUCGAAUCCUUGAUUAUCUACAGUACUAUUGGUUAUUUGUAUGUCACUUUGUAUAAAAGCAUCUGCUAAAUGAAUACAAUGCAAUAUAAAAAUGUGAAUCUACAAUGGUAAGAAAGCUAAAACAGGAAUUCUGUAGAAACUGAUGAUAGCCAUAGUAUGCAUUAUAAGUAUGACAAUCGAAGAAGCGGAAACAAAUGAAAAUAAAAUAUAUCAGGUGCCAUUGUUUAAAACAGAUUAGCAUU
Molecule: messenger RNA, 3014 nt
Organism: Osmerus eperlanus (European smelt)
Lineage: Eukaryota; Metazoa; Chordata; Actinopteri; Osmeriformes; Osmeridae
Product: adhesion G-protein coupled receptor G5-like
Exons: 13
Coding region: 986-2245 (419 amino acids)
Biological process (GO): adenylate cyclase-activating G protein-coupled receptor signaling pathway; cell surface receptor signaling pathway
Cellular component (GO): plasma membrane
Molecular function (GO): G protein-coupled receptor activity
Source: RefSeq, a predicted model, not a curated record